AUGGCACCUAUCAAAUCAUACGAGUUUGUCACAACAAACCUCAAACGCACAAAAGCAGAACUCCGAUCAAGCGACGGAACACCAAUCUACGAACUCGACCUCUCCUUCGCAACCACCGACUGCAUCCGCACCAUAAAACCCGGCCGUCAUGCCAUAGUACUUCAAAGUGCUGCAUCAGGCAAUGACAUCCCCUCAACACUCGGCACAUGCGACUUCACCUUCCGUAGCAUGACCACACCAAUCCAUCUCGGAUUCGGAGAUGCAGAAGCCAAACCCGAUGAUGUGAUCUGGGAAGACAUCCACAUGCGCGAGAAAAUGAGACAAUCUGGUUUUGAACUCACUGUUGAUCUUGGUGCUGCUAUUGGACGCAAAACUUUUGAUUGGAAGCGUACGCAUGAUGUUGAGAAUAAGAGCGCCAUUAGCCAGAAACUGGAUACUUUGCAUCUCAAAAUGGUGGAGCGAGAGACUGGUGCUGUGGUUGCGAGGUUUGUACAUAGCUUUGCGUUUGGAAGUAAGAGGGGAGUAUUCGAAUUUGAGGAAUUUGAGGGUGGGGAGGAUUGGGAGAGGGUGGUUGUGUUGAGUGGAGUUGCUGUUUUGGAGUAUUUGAGGAAAAGUCAGGGAUGGUCGUGGUGA
This is a messenger RNA of Aureobasidium subglaciale EXF-2481, 633 nucleotides long. RefSeq lists its product as uncharacterized. NCBI's taxonomy places the organism in Eukaryota, Fungi, Ascomycota, Dothideomycetes, Dothideales, Saccotheciaceae. Bases 1 to 633 code for a protein of 210 amino acids. The transcript has a single exon. The record is from RefSeq and is a predicted model, not a curated record.